CCAUAGGUUAUCUUUGUUUUGUAACUAUGUGUAUAUAGCUUUUUUCAAACCGUUUUAUUGUUAUCAACAUAUAUUAUUAAGUUUUUAAUAUAAAUUGGCAAUUGAUAGUGUUCCGAAGCAAUGGGCGUAAGAGGCUUUACAACUUAUAUGUCUAAACAUUCCCAUCUCUUUCAUGAAACCUUCAAAUUGAAAAAUUCUUAUAUCAUUAUAGAUGGGAGUGGUAUUGCUAUCAGUUUAUAUGUUUGGCAUACAAAAUCACAUGAUUGUUAUGGAGGCGAUUAUGAUAGUUACGCCAACACAGUAUACAAGUUCUUCAACUUGUUGAAAAAAUGCAAUGUUAUUCCUAUAAUAUUAUUUGAUGGUGGAUACGAAAACCGCAAACUCAGAACAGUCCUAAGUCGUAUGAAGAGCCGAAUAUGUUCAAUUAAGAAGCUUAGCAGUUCCAAAUCGAGGGCCAUGAAUAUAUUUCCAUUGUUCACAAAAGAAAUAUUUCAAGAUAUUGCAUUGUCAUUAGGAGUAAAAUGUAUAAGAAAUGAUCAUGAAAGUGAUAGUGAAAUAGCUUGUUUAGGAAAAUUUCUGGAAUGUCCAAUAUUAGGAUACGACUCUGAUUUUUAUUUCUUUGAUACAUUGUACAUACCAUUUGUAGAAUUUCAAAUGAGAUCAGUUGUUGAUAAGGAAUCUAGUAGAAAAGACCAUUAUAUACCCUGUAAAGUAUAUAAAAUUGAUAAAUUUCUUACUUAUUUUGGAGGAUUGAACAAGACUAAUUUACCUUUACUUCCAGUUCUAUUAGGAAAUGAUUAUGUGAAAAAGAGUAUGUUUUCAUCAUUUUAUCAACAUAUAAAAAUCAAAAAAUCUAAAACUGAGAAUGAACAACAGAGAUUGAUAAAAUCUGUAAUAUGUUGGCUUAGAAAUGAAAGUUUGGAAUCUGCCAUAUCCAAAAUUCUAGGAAGAUUUCAAAUAAAAAAAAGAAAAUUAAUAUCUUUCAAACUUCAAAGUGCCAUGAAAGGAUAUCUACAAAACAACAGUACAAUAAUUGAGUAUUUAGGGGAUAUAGAUACACCAAUUUCCAAAAAAGAAGAAUAUGAAAUAGAUAUUUCAAAUAUUGUACCAACUGAAGCCGAUGAAAUAUUUAGUGAUUCUGACCCAAGUGACUCUAUUUCUGAAUUAAGUGAGGUAGAUAUUUCAGAAUUGCAGAAUAUCGAAAAUUUGGUAGACGAUAAUGACGAACCUGAAAUUGUAUCAACUGAAACAAAUGAAGAUUUAUAUUUCAUUGAAAAAUAUAGGAAUUGUUUAUUUCCGCAAUGUUUUGCUGAUAUAAAAUGGAAAAACAUGUAUUUUUGUCUACCACAAGUUGAAAACUAUGCAGACCCUAAUUCACAUAAAAUUAGUUUGGAUAUUCUAGCUUGUAUUCAUAAAAUCUUGAAUCCAAUGACUGAAAAAACUUUCAUUUGUGUUUUAAGAACAGAAGGCACAGUUAUUAAGAAAGAACAACAAAAACCAUAUAGUGGUAACUUACCGAGUUUAGACAAAAUUCAAGACUUCGAUCUUAAUGAACGUAAAUAUCACCUAUAUGAAAUUCUCAAGAUCGAUGUGACAUAUCAAAAAUUUAUAAAUAUGUUUCCAUCAAAUUGGCAUAUAUUUUUGUUAUCCAUUUAUUAUUGGAAAAAAAAUUCUAAGAAAGUAAUAGAUGUAUCAUAUAUUUAUUCGUUGCUUUUAUGUGCAAUAGUUCUCAAUUUCAUUGAUUCAAAAAUUGGUUUCUGUAGAUCUCCUAAAGUAUUUGAAAAAAAGUAUAAAACUCAAAAGCUAGAUGCUCUAUGCUCUAAAGCUGUAAUACAUUCAAAUUCAAUUAAAGAUUAUUUCAAAAGUAUUGAUCAUGAGGAAAGUCUUUUAUGUAUGAGAGCCUUGAUGCCUUUUUUUGCUAUACAGCCUAAAAAACCUGUUGAUAAAAAACUAAAUGAAGCAUCUAUCGUUGGUUAUUUUUCAGAAUUUCAGAGUUGUGUUUUGCAUAUUAAAUAUUUAAAUGCACUUCUUGGUUUUCCAUUUGACAAUUUUCUAUUUUCAAAAUUUUUUUGUGGAACAUUUUUGUAUAACACUGUUGUGGAUUUCAGAAGAAGAUCAAACUUAGAAUCUUACUUCGAAAUUUUGUUGAAAGAUUGCAAGAAUAUAAGGUGCAGUGUACAAAUGAUAGUUCAAUAUAUAGAAGAGUAUAUUGGCCCAUUUUGUGAAAGUGAUGCCAAAAAGCGAAAGAAAAGGAAGAAGAAGCAGAAUAAACAAAUAGCUUUUGAAAAUGAAGUUUUUAUUUAGUAAAAAAUUUUAUCCAAGAUUUUUAUAUAUUUCAACUUUGUGACAAGAUUCUGUUGAAUAAAUUUUUUUUUAUAUUAUUUUUUAUCCAAGAUUUUUAUGUUUCAACUUUGUGACAAGAUUCUGUGGAAUAAAUUUUUUUUUAUAUUAUUAUUUUUUGUCUCUUAGAAAAACCUAAGCUUUUAAUAUAUUUUCAAAAUUACUAAGGUAAUACUUUGUAUAGAUUUGGAAACUCAAUCAACAUGUAUUAGUUCACAUGCCGAGAUAUUCUUAAUAGUUCAGUAAUGUGAUACCUCCACAUGGAUUUAUGUAGAUCUAAUUUUUCAAGUACUAGCGUUCUAACAAAUAAAAACAUUGCUUGAAAUUUUUCAUAUCACACAAAAUAUGAUGAAAUGAUUUGUGUGGGAGACCUGUAUAUAUGAACUUUUCUUUCAUUUUGCCAAUGAAAAAAGAAUAGGGUAAAUGCACUGGUUAGCCGACCAGCACUGGAUCUCGAUCAUUCCGUGAUUUGAGAUAAAAUAAUAAUAAA
Messenger RNA from Harmonia axyridis, 2830 nucleotides. RefSeq names its product protein asteroid. NCBI's taxonomy places the organism in Eukaryota, Metazoa, Arthropoda, Insecta, Coleoptera, Coccinellidae. The transcript has a single exon. Bases 121 to 2304 code for a protein of 727 amino acids. The record is from RefSeq and is a predicted model, not a curated record.